AUGCAAAAUUCUAAUAAUGCAGCAGCGAGCAGCGCUGCCGAAAACAAUUCGACUACAGCUUCAAAUUCUCUGCCGCCACUGCCUUCAUUAGAAGAAUUAAAACAGCAGCGAGCAUCUACAAAAGGCAGUAUAACGCGAAUUAAAAAUAUUGUUGAGAACAACAAAACUUUAUCGUCAACGGAAUUGGAGUGUAGACUUGGGAUGCUAGAUGCAUAUUAUAAGCAGGUAUCUUACUACCAGAAUCAGAUAGAGCGAUAUUGUCCUACAGAUUCAGCGCGCUCUGACAUCGAUGAGCUGUACGUAAGUACAAAAUGUUUAAUAUUGUCAUUAGUUGAUGGACGGAGGAGACAAAGCUACCAUGAGCAAACUUUCUCGUUACCGCAGCUGCCGUCAAACAGAUUGCCACAUUUAAAGUUGCCUAAGUUUGACGGCAAAUAUCUUGAAUUCAAAAAUUUUAUACAUAUUUUUCAAAACCUUGUAGAUAGUGAUUCGCUCUUGACAUCAACUGAAAAAUUCAACCAUUUGUUAUCGUGCCUUCAAGGCGAAGCGUUAGCUACAGUAAAGGCGUUCCAGAUAACGGAAGACAACUAUCCGAAGGCUCUCCAAAGACUCAAAGAGCGAUACGACAAUGAUCCUCUCAUAUUUCUGGAAGGCAUUGCAACACUUUUUGAUGAACCACAAUGUAUUAAACCUGAUUCGACUCAACUUCGCCAAUUAGUGGACAACGUUUCGGCUUUAUAUAGUUCGCUUAAGUCACUGGGAUCACACGAACAGAUAUGUGAUGCAAUCAUGAUUCACUUGGUGAUGACGAAAGUGGAUAGUGAGACGAAACGUAAAUGGAAUUAA
Teleopsis dalmanni is the source of this 846-nucleotide messenger RNA. RefSeq lists its product as uncharacterized. The record is from RefSeq and is a predicted model, not a curated record. The coding region runs from base 1 to 846 and encodes 281 amino acids. NCBI's taxonomy places the organism in Eukaryota, Metazoa, Arthropoda, Insecta, Diptera, Diopsidae. The transcript has a single exon.